UCCGAGGUCCUCCGCUUUCCCAGGGUUCUCGAGCUGGGCGGUGAAGGAGAAGGAGAAGGUUGAGUUGUAUGAUGGCUGCAUACUUGACACACCAGCAGAAAGUGCUUCGGCUUUAUAAACGGGCUCUGCGCCACUUGGAGUCCUGGUGCAUCUUCAGGGACAAAUACCGUUUUUAUGCCUGCAUACUGCGAGCAAGAUUUGAUGAACACCGUGAUGAAAAAGACAUGGUCAAAGCUACUAAGCUGCUGAAAGCUGGUGAGGAAGAAUUCUGGUCGAUGCAACAUCCUCAGCUCUACAUUUUCCCUGAUUCCCCAGGGGGAACGUCCUACGAGAGAUAUGAAUGCUAUAAGACACCGGAAUUCUAUCUAGAUUAUUGGCAUCCAUCUGAGAAGGCUAUAUACCCGGAUUACUUUGCCAAACGAGAACAAUGGAAGCAGCUGCGUCUCAUGAGUUGGGAUAAAGAGAUAAAGCAGCUGCAAGAUGAAGUGGCUGACAGUCCCAAGAGUGAGCUUCUGCCUCCAGCUCGUAAAGAAGGUGACUUGCCUCCACUCUGGUGGAACAUUGUCACAAGACCCCGUGAACGGCCAACAUAGAUGCAGAUCAACUGAAGUGGAUAGUGUUGUCAACAGUAGAGCAUUUGACAGUUCACAUUUGUUUUAAAACAAGCUCAAUGAAAUUAAUAAAUAUCUAAAAUUAA
Mobula hypostoma (lesser devil ray) is the source of this 697-nucleotide messenger RNA. It is a transcript of the gene ndufb9, whose product is annotated as NADH:ubiquinone oxidoreductase subunit B9. Gene Ontology annotation, biological process: mitochondrial electron transport, NADH to ubiquinone. The transcript is spliced from 4 exons. Bases 69 to 593 code for a protein of 174 amino acids. Lineage: Eukaryota; Metazoa; Chordata; Chondrichthyes; Myliobatiformes; Myliobatidae. The record is from RefSeq and is a predicted model, not a curated record.